GACCCACUUCACGUAAGUCGGAGUCAUGACCAAUGGCAGCUUUGUGUAAGUGGUGUACUACUGAUGCAGUACUGUAUUGAGGAAAAUACGAGCUGUGAUCGUCUUGCCUUUAAUUGUUGUAAGAUGUGCAAAGUGUGGCAAAAUGAUUGCCCAGCAGUCCAAAGACCGCUGAUCUCCCUGUAAAAUUUGAUUCAAUAUUACGACCCCAAGAAAUGAUCCCAAAAUUUACUGGUGAAUGGAAAAGAACAUGAUACAUACAAGUCAGUGUGCUAGUAUUUAGCUCAUCCCUCACUGAAUGAAGCAUAAAACAGACUUUGCUUAGCCUACAACUAAUCGUAUCAAUGAGUGUGUCCAUGAUGUGGAUCUUUAAGAAUUUUGCCUCCUAAGCAAAUUUAGUAUUCCUGUCACAUAAUGUUACUGUUGGAGGCUGGGGACCUCAGUUCUGAAUGGUGUGAAAGCGAAUUUGAAUCAGCCACAGAAACCACCGGUUUAAUGGAUGCACAUGUUGGUCAGAGCAGAAGCGAGAUUUCUGGUGAAAGACCUGGCAGACGACAAAAGAGAAGACGGAGCACAGAACGUCGGACUGCUAACGAAGACGAGAAUGGUGCAAUUCCCGAAGUCGUCAUAGCCUCUAGUUCAGCAGGGAGUCCGUCUAAUGGCGAAUGGCCUAGCGAAGAAGAAGAAGAGCUAAAAUAUGGGGCAAAACAUGUCAUUAAAUUAUUUGUCCCGGUUUCACUAUGCAUGUUGGUUGUCGUUGCUACCAUCAGUUUUGUCAACUUCUACACAAUCAAGGAUUUAUACUUGCUUUAUACCCCAUUUCAUGAAGAUAGUCCUCAUGCGAGUACCAAAGCAUGGAAUGCUGUUGCAAACUCUUUAAUAUUGAUGGCUGUUAUUGUGGUGAUGACAGUUCUUCUGAUUGUUCUAUACAAGAAUCGUUGUUACAAGGUCAUACAUGGAUGGUUGAUAGUGUCUUCAUUAAUGCUGCUGUUCAUUUUUUCAUACAUUUAUCUUGAGGAAGUUCUUAGAGCUUUCAAUGUGCCAAUGGAUUACAUUACUCUUGUUUUCCUUAUGUGGAACUUUGGUGUUGUUGGGAUGAUAUGCAUCCACUGGCGAGGUCCUCUGCGUCUUCAGCAAGCAUAUCUCAUAUUUGUUGCUGCUCUUAUGGCACUGGUGUUCAUCAAAUACCUACCGGAGUGGACAACUUGGGUUGUAUUGGCAGUAAUUUCAAUCUGGGAUCUGAUAGCAGUUUUGAGCCCAAAAGGACCACUCCGCAUACUGGUUGAAACAGCACAAGAGAGAAAUGAGCAAAUUUUUCCUGCACUGAUUUACUCUUCAACCAUACUGUACAGUUAUGUGGGUGUUGCUGAUGGCGGAGAUGCUCAGGAACCUACAACUCACCAGCCUCAGCAACAGCAACAGCAACAGCGGACAUCUUCAAGUGAUAAGUCUAGUUUACCACACAGACGGAGACAAGCAACACCUGAGGGAAAUGACUCAGCUGAUGGUUUUUCAAGAGAAUGGGCUGAAACGAGAGAGCAGCGAAUCCAGCAAAGGCAACGUGAAAUGAGAGAAACGUCAGGAGGGAGAAUACCAGACUACCAAGCCAUAACACAACCUGCAGACACUCAACAAGAAUCUGCGGAAGAGGAGGAGCGAGGUGUUAAGCUGGGCUUAGGAGACUUCAUUUUCUACAGUGUUCUUGUUGGGAAAGCCUCAUCAUAUGGAGACUGGAAUACAACACUUGCUUGUUUUGUCGCAAUUCUCAUUGGCCUCUGUCUCACACUGUUGCUGCUUGCAAUUUUCAAGAAGGCAUUGCCUGCUCUUCCAAUUUCUAUUACAUUUGGUUUAGUUUUUUAUUUUACAACACGAGAAAUUGUCAAACCAUUUGCUGAUAGUCUGGCCAGUGAGCAGGUGUUUAUUUAGUCCACAGGUCUUUACCAUAUUCACCUCUUUAAGUAAUUGUUUGGAUGUGGUCUGACAGAUGCUGAAAGCAGCUUGAGAGUGUUGCUUACUUGGAUGGAACCUCUGUCACCAGACCUUGCAAACUGAUCUAUAGUCUGUGAUAAUGAAACUGUUGCAUUCACUUGUCUUUGUUACCAUAAUUUUUGGCGGCUUGAUAUAUCUGAAACUCAGUAGCUAGAGAUGGAACUUACAUAUGUAUAUUACAACAGGCAACAAUUUUUAUACUUAAUUUGCUAACUUAUACUAAAGCCAAAUAUAAAUAAAAUUUAAAAGUUGAAAAUUAGGUUAAAUCGUACAUGUAACUCUAGUAACUAAUUGAUAUUGAUCCUCAAGUAUCAUAGUUGAUCAAAAGAUCAUGAAGAACAGUUGUUUCAUAUUUUUCUUUUAUGUAAUUAUGAAGUGUGAAUGAAAUUCUUGGACUCUGACAUGUACGUUAUUUUGAAUGGAUGUGUUCAUUAACAAAUAUAUCCUCAUGAACAAA
Molecule: messenger RNA, 2443 nt
Organism: Schistocerca gregaria
Lineage: Eukaryota; Metazoa; Arthropoda; Insecta; Orthoptera; Acrididae
Gene: Psn
Product: presenilin homolog
Exons: 13
Coding region: 412-1923 (503 amino acids)
Biological process (GO): protein processing; amyloid precursor protein catabolic process; negative regulation of apoptotic process
Cellular component (GO): mitochondrial inner membrane; membrane raft; nucleus
Molecular function (GO): aspartic endopeptidase activity, intramembrane cleaving
Source: RefSeq, a predicted model, not a curated record